AACCAGCUUAAGGAAUCUCUAUCAUGUAUGAGAAUAUCAAUAUAUAAUAUCCAUCUUGUUACAGAAAGAUCUGGCAACACCAGAGAGAGAGUGGCACGUGCAAGAUGGACGGCCCUGAUUAAUGUAUGCGACUGGAGAUCGUCCGGUCCAAGUAGAACCCUGAAUAAAGUAUUCAGAGUAAGUUUUGUAUUACUGUCUUACUGGGGGUCUUAAGUGCGUCACGAACAGCGUGAAAACACAAAGAAAACCAUAUAAAACAAUUACUACCAACCAGGGACACCAGUUUGAAUCACGUUUGUUUCGGUCUUUGGCUAUUCUAAUGGGUUCCAAGCACAUACAUACAUGCUCCUUUCACCCCCAGGCUAAUGGUAUGAUCGAAGGUUGGCAUCGGACAUUAAAAUGUGCCCUGAAAACCUACUUAACAGAACGGUGGACGGAGAUACUCCCUACCGUACUACUUGGGUUAAGGACAACGUUCAAGCCUGACCUACAAGCAACGUCCAGUGAGUUAGUCUACGGACAGACAAUACGUUUACCAGGUGAAUUCUUCGAUCCUACCCCAGCGGACAUAAACACUGCAGAUUUCAUAAAGACACUAAAGUCUUUCUUCAAAAACUUAACACCAACGCCGGCAGCAUCGCAUGGGGAGCCCAAACUUUUUGUUCCCAUGCAUUUAAGAGACUGUAGCCACGUUUUUCUACGUUACGAUGCUGUACGCGCCCCACUACGCCCUCCCUACGACGGACCAUUCCCCGUAGUGGAAAAGGGAGACAAAUUCUUCAAAAUUAAAAAAAAUAACAAAGAAGUGGUCGUCUCCAUCGACAGACUGAAACCUGCCUUUAUGCUCAAGGAGAAAGACUCAAUCAGCCCUGCACAGCCGGUGAUAGACCAACCCAGCAACAAGAUGGCUGGGCAUACUCACCAACCAGAACCCGCAUAUGAGACG
Centruroides sculpturatus (bark scorpion) is the source of this 946-nucleotide messenger RNA. RefSeq lists its product as uncharacterized. The transcript has a single exon. NCBI's taxonomy places the organism in Eukaryota, Metazoa, Arthropoda, Arachnida, Scorpiones, Buthidae. The annotation marks the transcript as partial. Gene Ontology annotation, molecular function: nucleic acid binding. The record is from RefSeq and is a predicted model, not a curated record.